Hyla sarda is the source of this 4896-nucleotide messenger RNA. It is a transcript of the gene TMEM117, whose product is annotated as transmembrane protein 117. Gene Ontology annotation, biological process: intrinsic apoptotic signaling pathway in response to endoplasmic reticulum stress. The transcript has 8 exons. The coding region runs from base 277 to 1818 and encodes 513 amino acids. The record is from RefSeq and is a predicted model, not a curated record. Lineage: Eukaryota; Metazoa; Chordata; Amphibia; Anura; Hylidae.
AUGCUGUUUUUAUCGGUGCGGUGAUGUGAUACUGACCCCUAACACCUAAUCGUAAGAUCACAUUGAAAGGACACAAAGUGCCUCCCUGUGCUUGGUGCAAGCAAAGCACAUCACUGAAUGGAGCACUGGCAGCUAGAAUGGAGGGCGUGGGCUUGAUGUCUGCAUGGCUAUUCCUGGAAGCUGAAGCAAUGCCCUGGAAGCGCUCCCUCUCCUAGGAGAAAGACUCAUGAAUAGAACAGUGUUUGAUCAGGCUGGGCUAUACAGAAGAUUUAAAGAAUGGCUAAAGACUUCCGCUAUUAUUUCCAGCAUCCGUGGUCUCGGAUAGUUAUUGCUUACUUAGUGACAUUUUUCAAUUUCUUAAUAUUUGCCGAGGAUCCUGUGUCUCAUAGCCAAACAGAAGCCAAUGUCAUUGUGGUUGGAAACUGCUUUUCAUUCAUCAUGACUAAAUACCCAGGAGGAGCUUGGAACUUUUUAAAAGUCCUUCUCUGGCUUAUCGCCAUCAUAGUUGGGUUGAUUGCCGGAAAGUUUCUUUUUCAUCAACGUCUCUUUGGUCAUUUACUUCGGCUGAAAGUUUUUAGAGAGGAUCAUGGCUCAUGGAUGACCAUGUUUUUCAGUACAAUACUUUUUCUAUUCAUCUUUUCCCAUAUCUACAACAUUUUUCUUCUUAUAGCUGGAAACAUGAGCCCUUACAUCAUAACCGAAUACAUGGGCAUCAGGAAUGAGAGCUUUAUGAAGGUUGCAGCAGUUGGAACGUGGAUGGGAGACUUUGUUACGGCUUGGAUGGUGACUGAUAUGAUGCUUCAGGACAAUCAAUACCCAGAUUGGGGCAAAUCAGCUCGAGCCUUUUGGAGAAGAGGGAAUAUCCGCAUAAUCCUGUUUUGGACUGUUUUGUUCAGCCUAACCUCUGUAGUUGUGCUUGUCAUUACUACUGACUGGAUAAGCUGGGACAAGCUCAAUCGUGGAUUUUUGCCUAGUGAUGAGGUCUCAAGAGCUUUCUUGGCCUCAUUUAUCUUGGUGUUUGACCUCCUUAUUGUUAUGCAGGACUGGGAAUUUCCUCACUUUAUGGGUGAUGUCGAUGUUAAUCUCCCUGGGUUACCUACUGCUCACAUGCAGUUUAGAGUGCCUUACUGCCAAAGGAUAUUUAAAGAAGAAUACCAUAUACAUGUAACAGGUAAAUGGUUUAACUAUGGCAUUAUAUUUCUUGUAUUAAUCCUCGAUCUCAACAUGUGGAAAAAUCAAAUCUUUUACCAGCCUGCACCAUACGGUCAGUAUAUAGGCCCUGGCCAGCAGAUAUUUACAGUUGAAGAUACUGAAAGCUUACAAAAUCUUAAUAGGACAACUUUAUCCUGGGAAUGGAGAUCCAACAAUACUGACCCGUAUACUAAUAAAAGUUAUGUUGAUGGUGAUAUGUUCUUACACAGCAGAUUUAUUGGAGCAGGUCUGAAUGUGAAAUGCUUGGCUUUUAUCCCAAGUCUUAUGGCGUUCGUGUUAUUCGGAUUCUUUAUUUCUAUAUUUGGACGAUUUCAGAAAAGUGAACAAGGAAUGGAGAAUAAAGAUAAAUCUUACAAACGCAUCAACAGGAAAUCUCCUUCUGAACACAGCAAGGAAAUGGGAAUGACCAUAGAGAACCUUCAGGCAGUUAUAGAGGAACCUUUAUGUCUACAUCAUCCAAUGCUUCUAGCUUCACGGACAAAAGAAAAUGAAAUAUUGUGUUAUCCUCCAGCAUCAGAAUCAGAUAAUCUUUCUUCUGCAACACAAGCAGAGCCACCAGCAGACAUUGUUCCUUAUGAUGAUCCAAUUAACAACGUUCCAAGCUAAUGUUGCAAUAAAAUCUGCGUAUCGAUAUGUGCAUACUCUUACCUUUUGUGAUAAAUAUGUACAUAGUGUUAAGAAAUACUCAUAGGUAACAAUUUAUCUGGUGCUCAAAAAGUUAAAACCUGCACAUUUUUGUAAUUUGCUAUAUGUGCCUAUAUAUGACAUUCCUUCAAAGUAAUGUGUUAGGUUAGAUAACCUCCUGAUGUGGAAGAUUACCGGACUGUGAUACUGAAGCCGAAACUACUAUUUAUACUGACACUAAUCCAUAAAUAUCUUGUAAUGCCCCAUGUAAAAUAUUGACGGCAUUCUGUAACUCAUUAAAAAAAAAAGUGUCUUACAUAAACCUCAAGUAAAUCCAAAUGCGUAAAUGACUUACUGUACAAGUAAUCGAAUUAUAGGGCUGCAAUAAAAUAUUUUGCUGGAGGUACUUGAGACAGAAGCUACUGUAUCACAAGCAGAAAAAGCUUCCAUGUCUAGUGAAGUGUGUCUGUCAUGACACAAUUGUUUUAAGAAGCAGAUAUGUGUAAUGCUUGUAGAUAAGUACACAUACGUUAUUUCACUGAAUAAACAGCAAUGAUGUCCAUACCAAACAGUCCAACCAUAACACCUUUCUACACUAUUCACUUUGUAAAGAUUCAUGGGGAAAUACAGUUAUUUUUUUCUAGAUUCCAUUCUGUCACAGAAGAGACAACAUUUCUAAGCACCAUAUUGUACAACAUCAAAAGGAGCCAUGAUCAUCAAAAAGCAAUAUGUUAUGUAUUUGUUUGCAUUUUUUUUGUUUUGUAUACAGUAUACAUAUUUAUUAACAAUGUAUUCAUCUAUUAAUAAUGAAACAGCUUAUUUAUUUAUUUUUUUAGCUUUUUUUUAUGUGCAGACUGGCACACAAUACUGAUACUUAAUACUCUUUAUCUGAAAUUGCUACACAGGCAGUAGUCUCCAACCUUUCAUACCCCAGCUGCAGACAUGCAGGGAGUUGUAGCUUUGCUAAAGCUGGUUCGCCACAGGUUGGAGACCACUAUUCUAGGGUAUACAUACAUAUAGACUAUGCACAUGCUAUGGGUCUAGAAAGAAGGGCUCAGAUCAGCUUGACUGCAUCCCUAUCUCUCUUGUCUCAGGUGGUAAGAAUGUGGUAGUGUUAAACAGUACCAGAAGGGGGGCUCAUUUUAUUCCUUGCUAUAGAUUCCACACAUGUUAAAAAGAAACAGUCACCAGUUUUAUGCUGCCCAAACCAUGGGCAGCAUAUAACAGGUGCAGGCAGCGGGAUGCUGUCGCACUAUGAUUUACUAACGCAUUUCAGAAAAAUAAUCAUUCAAAAAUACUGCAGUGACUCGGGUAAGUAGUCACAUGGGGCAGUCCCUGCAGCUAAUGAGAGAUAUGUCACUGAAUGCCAGUAAGACUGAGAUCAGCCAUCGGUUCCCAUCCCGAUGACUACUUAUGCGGCUCCCGGCAGCAUUGUUUAACUAUUAUUUCUAGGCAUUACAGAUUGAAUCAUAGUGUGUUGGCACCCUGCUACCUGGACCUGUUUUAUGCUGCUCACGCUUUCAGCAGAAUAAAAUUAGUGAUAAUUUUCCUUUUAAUGUAUGUCCGACUUAUAUAUGUAUGUAUAUAUAUAUGAUUAUUAUCAGAGUGCAGUAAAUGAUACACUGUCAAAGAAAUGCAAUCUGUUAUCAUAUUGGCUGCUAUAGGUUAUACUAUAUGAUUUGCUUUAGAUUAAAUAUCAAAUAGGUCCUUUACUGUAUAUUUAAUUUACACCAAAUAGUUGACUCUUGGAUUUUUCUAGAUGUGUGCCUUGAUUGUAAAAUAUUUUUAUAAGCCACCUUUUAAAAUGUAUUUUUAAGAUCUUUUUAUGUUGUAUUUAUUUUUCUCAUGAUUUGCUCAAUACUUUGGCACAAUAGCAAUGUAUUCUAAUAGACAUGUAGCCUGAAACAAAGGUAUAGCGUGAUCAGCCAUAACAUUAAAUCCAUCUGCCUAAUAUUAAGUUGUUUCCUCUUGUACUGGACACUUUUAAUGGUGGCAACACUGGCCAAGGAUUUACAAAGGCGCUCAAUGGUUGUUAUACUUCUGUCCACUUUUGGUAGGUACUAACCGCAGCAAACCAGGAACGUCUCACACAAUCUGAAGUGCUCUGACCCAAUUUUCUACCCAUCACAAUUUGGACCUUGUGGAAGUCACACAGAUCAUUAUACUUUGCUAUUGUACCUGCUUAGAACACAUCAAAAACUGACUGUUCACUUGCUGUGUUAACUAUCUCCCCCUCCUUUGACAGGAGUCAGUGUCACCAGAUAAGCAUGCUAUUCACACCAUCUGUCAUUGGAUUUAAUGUUAUGAGUGAUCGGUGUGCAAGCUUUAUCCAUUGUUUUGGUAAAGUAUAUAUGUAAAAAGUUGUGACAUACACUAUGCAAUGUACAUUAUUUCCUGCAUGGUAAUUUUAAUGGUCUUAUAAAGAGGACUCGUCAUUAUUUCGGAAAUCCUAUAGUUAAAACAAUUUGUGGAAGAUUGUACCUCUCUGCAUUUCUGUGCAUAAUUGAUGUACUUGGUUUCGUGAUCCCUGUGUUUAAUGUUACAAAUGUAAUAUUAUUUAAUUGAAGACUAGCUGGAUUCCCAGACAAUGUAAGCUUUGUGUAAGGUGUUUAAGAACAUGUUUUUAAUAUCAUAGCUCAGCAUAAGUAAGACUUUACACUGACAAAUUAUGCAAUAAGCAAAAUGUUAAACAAAAGUGUAAAUGCCCUAAUAAAAUGUUUAAAGCUGGAUCAACUGGACAUUUCUGGGCUAUUAUUUAACAUUUAAAAGCGAGGAAAAAAAGAGAAAUUAAAAAAAGAGAAAUUAAGCAUAUGGGCCUGAAUUAUCUCUGGAUUGUUCUAAGGAUCUUCAUGUAUUUUUCAAAAGCACAAUUCAUAGCCUACAGUGAUUUAAUAGUAUUUAAGAUCACAAAGAAGGUAUCUGGUAUAUUUUUCACAACAGUAAUAGGUCACUAAAUGAAGUUUGUCUAGAUUACGAAUGCAAACUGCAACAUACAAGUAAUUUGGGGUGAUGGUAAAAAGAACUUUGCUAUAAACAGUGGAAAGUCAUUGGAUCUGAAAU